Calliphora vicina (urban bluebottle blowfly) is the source of this 342-nucleotide messenger RNA. RefSeq lists its product as uncharacterized. Gene Ontology annotation, molecular function: nucleic acid binding. The transcript has a single exon. Lineage: Eukaryota; Metazoa; Arthropoda; Insecta; Diptera; Calliphoridae. The coding region runs from base 1 to 342 and encodes 113 amino acids. The record is from RefSeq and is a predicted model, not a curated record.
AUGAUAUGGACUUGGAGGACAAGCCACAUAGCGAAUGUCAUAAUCAAUUUAUUGGAAACCAAGUUUGGAGAACGUGUUAUCUCACGAAAUGGUCCAGUCGAUUGGACGCCUCAGUCGUGCGAUUUGACGCCGUUAGAUUAUUUCCAGUGGGGCUACGUCAAGUCUAUGGUCUAUGCGAACAAGCCAGCGAUGAUUGAUGAACUUCGUACGAAUAUCGAACGUGAAAUUGCAGUAGUAUCGGCCGAUUUAUGCUUGAAAACCGUCGAAAAUUGGGUUCAGCGUCUGGGCUUCUGCAAGCGUGCACGUGGUGGCCAUGCAAAAGAAAUCGAGUUCCAUACAUAA